This is a messenger RNA of Phanerochaete carnosa HHB-10118-sp, 1740 nucleotides long. RefSeq lists its product as uncharacterized. Gene Ontology annotation, molecular function: DNA-binding transcription factor activity, RNA polymerase II-specific; RNA polymerase II cis-regulatory region sequence-specific DNA binding. The transcript is spliced from 2 exons. Gene Ontology annotation, biological process: regulation of transcription by RNA polymerase II. The record is from RefSeq and is a predicted model, not a curated record. The annotation marks the transcript as partial. Lineage: Eukaryota; Fungi; Basidiomycota; Agaricomycetes; Polyporales; Phanerochaetaceae.
GCUCCUCACCGCCCGCCCCCCCGCCCACAGCGCUCCACCUUCGACCUGGAGCCCAACCCCUUCGAGCAGUCCUUUGCACGCCCGACAAACGACUCCAGCGUCCGCACAGGCCAAAAGUCGCCCACCAGAGACAGCGCUGCCUCCUCCGCCAAUGCCUCCGACCACGCCAACCAGCCUCUCACCUCCCGCCCCAGCUCGGGCUCCAACGACAGAUCAUCUCGCUCCUCGCCGUCCAACGACCCCCGCAAAACUGUCCUCCCGCCCAUAGACGCCAUCUCAUCGCCCUCCGAUCCGUCCUAUUCAUGGGCUUUCUCCUCGGCCUCCCUUGCCAACUCUCUCCGCUCGGGGCCACUCAGCCCCGCCAUGCUCACUGCGCCCCAGCAGCAGUCAGAGCAGCCUCUCGCUGCCUUCGACCCCGCCGCCUUCCGCACCGGUCUCACUCCUCGCACCGGCCUCACUCCAGGCACUGGCCUCACUCCUCUCAUCGGCGGACCCGUGUCAUUCCCUCCUCCGUCGCCCAACACCGCGGCGUUUUUAGCCAUGAUGAAUAACAAUGGCCCGCCUAGCUUGAGUGGGGUUGCGGGUACGAUUACUCCAAACACUCUCUCCGCUAUUACAGGUGUCCUCUCCAACUCUCACUCCUCACACACACACGCAUCUUCACCUCUCAGCAUGAGCACCGUCACUUCGGGCUACGCCCGCGAUAACAACCCCGCGUCGACACAGCCGGGUUAUCUGCAGUCGGCGUCGGCAGCAGCUAGUUCGGCCGCCAACGGCCUCUUCCUACUCUCGCAGGCCCACCAGGAGCUGACUAAGCGCGAGGAAGCACAACGCGCGAAUUCCGCGGCAGCGGCUGCUGCUAGUCCUGUUAACCCGCCGCCAAUCAACACCCAGGUGAACGGUAACAGCACCAAUGGCACCAACAGGCGAGGCACCAAGCGCAAAGCGACCGCAUCGUCAUCGUACGAGCCGCCCUCACCGAUCAGCGCAUCGACACCGGUGCAGUCCUCACUGCCCGCUUCUAAGCGGACACGGAGCCAGACCAUGGCAGCCGGACGGAGGGCGUCGACAGUCAGCUUCGGCGAGGAGGAGGAAGAGGAAGAGGACGAGCAGCUAUCACCGACGCCUCCAUCGGCGACGAUCAAUGGCAAGAAGGGUGCGGCCAAUGGCCAGAAGAAGCCAGAGACGGAGGAAGAAAAGCGGAGGAACUUCUUGGAACGGAAUCGACAAGCCGCUCUCAAGUGUCGGCAACGCAAAAAGGCAUGGCUAUCUCAACUUCAGGCCAGAGUCGAGUUCCUACAGAACGAGAACGAGAGCCUGUCGCAGGCGCUUAUGUCCGCGCGGGAGGAGAUCACACGUCUCUCAGCUCUCGUCGGGACGGGUGCGGCUGGUGGUGUUGGCACCGUCACCGUUGUGCCAAACGUGCCUGGAGUGAACGUCAACGGUGUGCCUGUCAAUGGCGCGAACGGCGUGUCUCUCUCUUCAACGGCUCAUAGCCAAGGACAUGGGCAAGCCUCUUCGCAAGCCUCACAUGGAUCGCACGGCUCGGCGCAUCCGGCCUCGCACCAAUCGCACAACGGUCAUCGGCCGAGCCAGAGCCCGACAGGCCCAGGCGCACCUGGGAGCAUCGCGCCCAUCUCAGUGAACGUUAGCCUUCCCGGCGCGGGCAAGAGUCUUUCUGCGUCGGCCCCGCAGGCAGGCAUGGUUGGCGCAGGUGGUGGGCGGGGGUACGGUUAUUGA